CAUGCAUUAAUGUAUUUCAGAGGAAGUGGAAUCAAGACUGAAAAUGGGAAGAAUAAUGGGAUCGAUUGAUAUCUGAGAAACCUGGAAACAGGGCGGGUUGGAGAUACAGUAGGUUUAGAUAAAGGAGAGGAGAGGAUAACGAAGGAGAUCUUUCAUUUUCCCAUUCAGUUUUGUUUCUACGAGAAAAUGGCUGUCAUAUCUCUGAGAAAGUCGACUUGUCAGUUGUUCCAGCAGGGCGGAGCAAGGUUUGAUCCGCUCCGAGUUCUUAGCUCAAGGUUCGAGUCAACAGAACCAAACUUUGGUAUUAUGUUCGACAUUGACGGAGUAAUUGUUCGAGGACGAACCGUUCUACCGUUUGCUCCAGAGGCCUUCAGUAAACUUUUUGAUCAGAAAACUCAACAAUUCAAGAUUCCCUCUGUUUUUGUGACGAACGCCGGGAACUCCAUCCGGCAGGAGAAGGCAGAUAAACUCUCAGAGUGGUUGAAUAUACCUAUAACAGAGGACCAGGUAGUUAUGGCACACUCCCCUCUGAGAAUGUUUAAUGAGUUCCACAACAAACAUGUUCUUGUAACAGGACAGGGACCAGUUGAGUUCAUUGCUCGAAAUCUUGGAUUUAAAAAGGUGACAACGAUGGAUCAACUCCGCCAUGCUUUCCCUGCUCUAGACGCCGUAGAUCAUAAACGUAGACGCGCAGCAGCUUGCGCUUUCGAGAAAUAUUUCCCUAGAAUAGAAGCUGUAGUUCUCUUCGGGGAGCCGGUCAGGUGGGAGACAUCACUCCAGCUUCUCAUAGAUGUUCUUCUCUCUGACGGUCAACCAUCCGCAGCUCCAGAAAAAAUCGUCUACCCUCAUCUACCCAUCCUGGCCUGCAACAUGGAUCUCCAGUGGAUGGCCGAGGCCGUAAUGCCGAGGUUUGGACACGGAGCAUUUCUUCUCUGUUUAGAAAAUUUAUAUAAAAAGGUAACUGGGCAUGAAUUGGUGUACACAGCGUUAGUUGGAAAACCAAGUGAAAUCACAUACAGGCACAGUGAGCACGUUCUGCAGGAGCAAGCGUUGAAAAUAGGAUUAAAGAAGCCGGUUCGGCAUAUUUAUUGUAUCGGAGACAACAUCUGUACAGAUAUAUUCGGAGCUAAUCUAUACAAUAAAUAUCUACAGAGAGCUAGGGAUACAGAGAUUAUAUCUCAGGUUCAAGCUCAGAAUAUUGGUCACAACUCCCGUAGUAUAGACAACCUUCUGGGUACAGAGGGAGAACUCAAGGGAGCAACCUCGUGCUAUUCAAUCCUAGUGGAGACAGGCGUAUUCUCCCGAACCGGGGGAUCUAAUGUAAGUUUGGAUCAUUCUCCUCGAGAUUUCUUGCCAGUAGAAAACAGCUACCAGGAGCCAACCUUCUCUACUGAAAACGUCCUUGGAGCCGUUGAUCUCAUCUUUGAGAUGGAAAAUUACAAGAAAAAUGAUCAAUAAGCUGUUCUCCCGUCCUUCUCCUCAAUACAUAGUGAAGUGAAAACCUAGAACCUUAUAAAUAUUAGACUUGUGUUUCUAGCUUCUAUUAGGAUUCAGACAAAAAAGAUAAAAUCUACAGCUGAUUAAAUGAAUAUAUGUUAAAGGGUCUGCUGACGUAAUUUCAAGUGAACCUCCAUGUCCGAUUCACAGCGGUACCUUUAAAAGCUUUGCAUGAUCAAGAAUGAAUGAGUUGCCAUGUUUCCACUUUAAAACUUGACUAUUUUAAACAGUGGUUUCUCCAUUGAAGUGACUCGCGAAUUUAUUCUAGAGAAAUAAGAGGAUGAAAAUACUCAGAAUUAACCCCUUUUACUCUUGUAAAACAACGAUAUCUUCCACAUUAUUGACCAAAGUAAGGCUUAAAGAGUACCGUUGUAAAUCGGACAUGCCCUUUUUACAUAAACCCACUUUAGUAUGAACUGAUACAAUACUCUAAUUUAUCCUUCAACAUUAUAUUCAUAAUUUUAUGUAUUUGAUUUGUUUAUCGGAUAUACUGCUCUUAACUCC
Eurytemora carolleeae is the source of this 2001-nucleotide messenger RNA. Its product is annotated as haloacid dehalogenase-like hydrolase domain-containing 5. Bases 187 to 1458 code for a protein of 423 amino acids. Gene Ontology annotation, cellular component: mitochondrion. Lineage: Eukaryota; Metazoa; Arthropoda; Copepoda; Calanoida; Temoridae. The record is from RefSeq and is a predicted model, not a curated record. Gene Ontology annotation, biological process: glycerophospholipid biosynthetic process. The transcript is spliced from 10 exons.